Molecule: messenger RNA, 1823 nt
Organism: Oryza brachyantha (malo sina)
Lineage: Eukaryota; Viridiplantae; Streptophyta; Magnoliopsida; Poales; Poaceae
Product: protein CANDIDATE G-PROTEIN COUPLED RECEPTOR 7
Exons: 1
Coding region: 138-1493 (451 amino acids)
Biological process (GO): transport
Cellular component (GO): Golgi apparatus; membrane
Source: RefSeq, a predicted model, not a curated record
GUGGUCGGGUCGGGGUGGCUUUGCCGACAAAUCACGACAUCGACCAAACGAACCAUCUCGCGCUGGUGCCGCAAAAAUCCCCAAAUCCCACCGCCGCCGCCGCCGCCGCCGAGCCCCAGAUCGCCGCGCCGAACACGAUGGCCGCGUCGUCGCUCGCGGCGGCGCUCCUGGUGGGGGCGUUCGCCCUCCUCGCGGCCCCGGCGGCGGCCGAGAUCCGGGAGACGGUGAUCCGCAGCGACCCGCGGAGCAUCAUCCCGCUCGACGCGUUCGGCUUCUCCCACUCGGGGGUCCUCGAGCUCAACGUCUCCGGCAUCGCCUUCGACCCGCCGGCCUCCUCCGAGCUCGACCUCUCCCAGCUCGGCUUCUUCCUCUCCACGCUCGACGCCUGGGUGCACGUCCUCCGCCAGCUCCAGGACCUCGACGUCACCUGCGCGCUGCAGGCCGACCUCGUCAAGCUCGCCUACUCCUUCGACCGCCUCAGGCCGCCCUCCAACCCCGCCGGCGUCGAGGUUGCCCGCUCCUCCUCCUUCUCCACCGCCUUCCGCGUCUCCGAGCCGGGCCAGUACACGCUCGUCUUCGCCAACUGCCUCGGCGGCGGGCUCAAGGUCUCCAUGGACGUCCGCUCCGCGAUGUACAACGUUGACCCGCCCACCGGCGAGCGCUCCUACCUCUCCGCGGGGGCCACCGCGCUCCCGACCAUCUUCGGCUUCUUCGGCGUCGUCUAUGCCGCGCUCGCCGCUGGCUGGAUUGCCAUCCUCCUGCGCAAGCGCGCCGCCGUGUUCCGGAUCCACUACUUCAUGCUCGCCGUGCUCGUGCUCAAGGCGGUCAACCUGCUCGCCGAGGCCGAGGACAAGUCCUACAUCGAGCGCACUGGCACGGCGCACGGCUGGGACGUGCUCUUCUACAUCUUCAGCUUCCUCAAGGGGAUCUCGCUCUUCACGCUCAUUGUGCUCAUCGGCACCGGUUGGUCAUUCCUCAAGCCUUAUCUGGCCGACCGAGAGAAGAAGGUCCUUAUGGUGGUCAUCCCUCUGCAAGUCGUGGCCAACAUUGCGCAGGUGGUGAUUGAUGAAUCUGGGCCGUAUGCUCGGGACUGGGUCACCUGGAAGCAGAUCUUCUUGCUGGUUGAUGUGAUCUGCUGCUGUGCUGUGCUCUUCCCGAUUGUGUGGUCCAUCAAGAAUCUCCGGGAGGCUGCCCGCUCUGAUGGGAAGGCGGCUGUGAAUCUCAUGAAGCUCACCCUAUUCCGCCAGUACUAUGUGGUUGUAAUUUGCUACAUUUACUUCACACGUGUUGUGGUUUAUGCACUGAUAACCAUCACCUCCUACCGGUAUCAAUGGACAAGUGAUGUAGCAAAGGAGCUGGCCACCCUUGCAUUCUAUGUGUUCACUGGAUACAAGUUCCGGCCUGAGGUGCAUAACCCAUACUUUGCAAUCGACGAUGAGGAGGAGGAGGCUGCUGCUGAGGCACUCAAGUUGGAUGAUGAAUUUGAGCUAUGAGGGUUUACAAUUACCAGUCCCUUCCUUGCAACUGAUGAUACAGAUAUUGUAUGUGCCUCCAAAGGACAGAUGGUAUAGACUGGUAUCUAGUCCAUAUCCUUUUUCUUUUCAUUUGAAGUUAGUUAUAUUUUUCUUUCUGUAACUGGUUAUCGGCGACCUUGUGUUUGUGUUAAGAAAUGCAGCAGCUUGGAUUUGCGUUGGUCUAAUCUAAAAGCAUUGAGAUGAGCUGUUCUGAUUGUACCUCUGUAGCAAAUAUUGUAUCUAGAUGUUUACUUCUCUUGUAAAAGAAGUUGACUAUGAUUCAGUUUGUUAAUUCAUUUAGUGCUAACU